AGCUGUGCAGCUGCUCUAUGCAGCACAGGUUACUGCAGACACGUGGAUGUAGCGUAAAGAAUACAACAUACCGUGUGUGGAGCGAAUGUAGGAGCAUAGGCUGUACACGCAGAAACAGUAGAGAGGCUGGAUUAGUUUCACACAGACCUAUUGAAGGGCCUUGUGUGUGCCAGUGCUCCACUUAUUUAUAGCUUACAUAAGCCUUCUCGUUUCAUAAUAACAGUUCUGGUCUACAUUAUUCCCUGAUAAUUAAACUUAAGAACAGUCGAAUAUUUUAAUCUUUCUGAAUUAGGCAAUUGCCCUAUUAUUUUAGGUCGCCUACACAUGGAAACUUUAUUAUUUCUCUUUAUGUCUUGUGGUAAUAGUAGUAGUAGGCUGGUGGCAGUAGUAUUAGGGGUGGUGGGCCUACGCCUCCUGCAAACUGUCAGUAAAAAGAGGUGUUGCGCAGGUAAAGCGCGUGCACUAUCCAGGGUGCUGAAUGCCGUAUGAAUCGUUGUUGUAGACAACCUGCUGAUUGAAAAGCCCAAACUGUAACUGAACAGGUGAAGACAAUCUUGCAUUUCAAUAAUUCAUCUGAUACUGAAUAAAUUAUUGAAAUAUGCGCGUCAAUCAGCGGAGUCGAACGGAAAAUUAUUCCGGGUGUCCAGGGUUGGACCAAUGGGAUCAGUGCGUCCCACGCUCCUUGUUGCAUUUGGACCAAUCAGAGAGACACUUCCACCAUUUCCUGUUGUGGAGUCGGAGUUAAACCGAGCAUUCCUCUGCUUCAGAGUUAACAUCAUUGUGGCAAUGUCUCAAUUCUGCACUUUUUUCCCUAGAGGAUUAUAUUCUCGUAAGUGAGAAGGAAUCUCAUGAUGUCUUGGCAUGGUUCUCAAAGGUAAUGCACGUAGCUGCUGCACCUGUAUCAUGUCGCGUCUGCUUCUCCCUUGACAACCGCGGCUCGGAUAUCCUCAGCCAGGGGUCACCAUGCCUAUCACUCUGCUCUGGGCGGUGGAUGUGUACGGCAGGGUGUACAGCCUGUCCACAGCCAGUGAGCGCUGGGAGCGAGCUGAUGACAUGCUGCUGGAGCUGAAGAGAGUGUCUGCAGGAAAAGGCCGAUGUUGGGGCAUAGGAUGUGACCACCAUGUUUACCUCAAUAUAAUGCCCAGCGAAACUCCCAUUCGCUACAGAGAGGAGACAUACGAAAACCAGAGGUGGAACCCUGUGGAUGGCUUCACUGAUGUGCUGUUGCCAACUGACCGCUGGCCUUGGAGUGAUGUAACAGGCUUGAACCAGCAACCUCUUCACAGCUUCCAGCUUCCGUCCCGUAGCUGGGAAUGGGAGGGGGACUGGUAUGUGGAUCAGAGCUGCAGUGGAGAACCCAGUGAAACAGGGGGAUGGGAGUAUGCUGUGGACUUUCCAGCCAACUUUUCCCCUGAUAAGAAAUGGAAUUCGUGUGUCCGCCGUAGGCGCUGGAUACGUUACAGAAGAUACAUUGCACCAGGGAGCUGGGCAAAGAUUCCUUUGGAAAACCCUAGAAAAAACCCACUGCCACUGUGUGACAUCAGCUGUGGCGGCUGGGAGAUGAGUGACCAGUCUGGGAGAUACCCAUACCUCUGGGGAGUGUCACAGCAGGGCCAGGUGUGGUUCAGGGAGGGCAUUCACCCUCGGGUCCCAGAGGGCACCAGCUGGGAGGAGGUGGAGGUCCCAAAGGAGGUGGCUCAGUUAUCCGCUGGCCCUGGAGACCUGCUCUGGGCUGUGCUCUGGGAUGGGAACCUCUUGGUCCGGAUUGGCCUCAGCCUGGAUAGUCCAACUGGCAUAUCAUGGACUGAAGUUGAAUCACCAGUAAAAGAAGUAGAGGUCUUGCAUGUUUCUGUGGGAGUCAGUGUGGUGUGGGUGGUCACCAAAGACUAUAAGGUGUGGUUCAGACGAGGGGUGAACUCCCACAAUCCUUGUGGUUCGGGCUGGAUCAGUAUUGGAGGAGAAAUGAUGAUGGUUGAUGUUGGUCUCAAUGACCAGGUGUGGGCUGUGGGUGAGGACAGAGGUCUGUAUUUUAGGAUGGGUGUGACUCCAUUUGAACCUAGUGGAAAUGGCUGGAUCCCAAUUUCAGCCCAAUGGGGAAGUAAAAAAGAAGCUGGUCCACAAAGAGAUGAUCAGCUGACCGAGGCGUCCCAGGGCUCUGUUUUGAGUUGCACAGACUCGGACUCAGAGCUGGGUCCAGUAGAAGCACAGAGCAGCACUGUUGACACACCGGUCCUGGAGCCAGCUGCCCCCUCUGUAGUGCCUUUGGGAGGGGAGUCCACAACUGAAGAUGUCCCUCAAAAUGCCCCUAGACCCUUUAUCCCUGCCAGUGACAGCUUUAUCAACAGCCUAGUCUCUGAUCGUGACAAAACCUCUGCAUCUCAACCCUCUAUUUUAGAAGUUCCUCAAGAGGACAGUGCUGACCCCUCCCCUGCCCCUAUACUCCUCACUCCAGAUGAUGUGUCGCGUGACCUGCCCUGGAGCAAUGUGGACCUGGAGGGGGCAGAAGCCGCACGUAGUGCCCAGGCCGCAGGUACCGCUUUGGUGGACAGUAGCACAGGUGUUCUGGCCUUGGAGAAUCCCCAAAGAGUAGGAGAAGAAGAUGGACCAGUGUGGGCUUGGAUCUCCGGUGGGGGCUGUGAAGUGGAGGCAGAGUCUAAAGUCAGCUGGCUGAGUCCAACAGGUGUCCUCACAAGCUCCAUGUCACUCACUCCUGUGCAGUCCGCUGCCUGGAGCGCAGAGCACGAACACAGAGACACCACCAGCAGAAAGCCCCUGGAGAGAAGCAAUUCCAUAUGGGUGCGUAAAGGUACUCUGCGUUGGUGGAGGGACUGGAAGCCUCAGCGCUGGGUGGACGUGAGUGUCGCUUUGGAGCAAUCCACCAAGUCUGAUGGAAAAAAAGACAGUAUUUUCUUUGUCUACUACACACAGUAUGAUGAGAAGAAGUACCUUCAAGUCUUCAUAAAUGAAAUCACAGCAUUGGUACCGGUCAUCAGAGACUGCUACUAUGCCUUUGCGGUGUACACUGCCCAAAGAACCAAGCAGAGGUGGCCCUUGGUUCUCGCUGCACAAACUGAAAAGGACCUGAAUGACUGGUUGACCCUGUUGUCUGACUGUUGUUGUGAAUGUCGAGGGAUCAGUGGUCCACCAUCCAGACAUGCCCUUUGGUCCACCACCUCAAAAGGAGACAUUAUGGUUCAUGAGCCUUCAUUCACACUAGAAUCCCCUGCAACUGCACUCUCCUGUGAUCUCAUGUUCUGGCAACAGGUCCCAGGACACCUGCGCUGUGUAGAGUCUAACAGUCUGGGGCUGGUGUGGGGCAUCGGGUGGGACGGCACGGCCUGGGUCUACAGUUUGCAGGGAGAUUCAGCUGAGAUGCAUCAGCAAACCGAUGUCAGAAAUGUGUAUGUGUACGAAAAUCAAAGAUGGAACCCCAUGACAGGAUACACAGACAAGGGACUUCCUACAGAUCGCCCGAUGUGGAGCGAUGAGAGUGGCCUUAAGGAAUGUACCAAAAGCACAACACAUCCUCCAUCGCCUCAGUGGUCCUGGGUUUCAGAAUGGGCUGUGGACUACAAUAUCCCUGGUGGAACAGACAAAGAAGGGUGGCAAUAUGCAGCAGACUUCCCCGUGACAUUCCACGGGCACAAAACUAUUAAAGACUUUGUCAGGAGACGACGAUGGAUAAGAAAGUGUAAGAUCACCCUGCGGGCGCCAUGGAAACAGGUCCCACCCAUCCCUCUGAGUGACAUGUCCCUGAUGCCCUGUCUAGCUCAGAGCAGGAUGGAGCAUGUGCCGGUGUGGGCCAUCAGUGAGAAGGGGGAUGUCCUGUGUCGACUGGGAGUGAGCCCUCAAAAUCCUGCUGGAAGUUCUUGGCUGCAUGUGGGCACAGAUCAGCCAUUUAAGUCUGUUUCUAUUGGUGGAGCCAAUCAGGUGUGGGCUAUAGCCAAGGAUGGGUCUGUUUUUUACAGAGGAUCAGUAUCACCUCAGAACCCUGCUGGAGAAUGUUGGUAUCACAUCCCAUCCCCUCCUCGACAAACUCUUAAACAACUUUCAGUGGGGCGCACAUCAGUGUUUGCUGUGGAUGAAAACAGUAACCUGUGGUACAGACAGGGCCUGACCCCAAGUUACCCUCAGGGUUCAGCCUGGGAGCUCAUCUCCAGCAAUGUCACUAAAGUCUCUGUGGGCCCUCUGGACCAGGUGUGGACCAUAGCAGAGGGGGUGCCAGGAUUUCCUAUGGAGUCCCCUGGGGCCAUAUGCCACAGAGUCGGAGUAGGACCAAUGCAGCCAAAAGGACAUUCUUGGGACUUUGGUAUUGGGGGUGGAUGGGAGCACAUCACUGUACGGGGAAAUUCAGCAGAAGCCCCUCGGACACACCCCCCUCCCUCUGGCCCUCCACGAAGCCCUGUUCCACAGCGCCUCCCAAGUCUGGAGAAUGGCAGUGCUGUGGGCGUGUAAGCACCUGUAUCGUCCCCCCCAGGUUUUAUGAAGGGAAUGGACCAAGAUUAAACUGAGACUGUUGGAUUUAGCUCUGUCGAUGAAUGAAUGUUGAAACUGUUUCCAAAGGCAGAAAUGAAGCAAAUGUGCAGCACAAAAGUGGACAGAGUGGAAUGCAUGUGCUCGCUCUCAAGGCCUCAGCUAUAGGCUCUAUUCACGCUCACAUGACAAACCAGGAAAACGUCUGGAAAGAUGCAAUUACAACUUCCAGCAGGCUCUGUUCACUGUUAGAAGAGAUGAGGGUGCAAAAUUAAAGAUUAUUCCAAACACCACAUACGUAUGCAGUCUUCAUUUUAUUGGUAACUACACUGGAAGUUAUAAUCCCAUCUUUCCAAACAUCUCCUUGGUUUGUGACUUAAUUGUGAAUAGAGACUUUUGGGUGUUAUUGGAUUUAGCAAUAUUUUAGAUUUCUUUAUUUAAAAUUCUGUGAACAGUGUAAAAAGGGCUAAGGCUUUGGAAUCACAAAAACCCAGUUAAACAUGUUCAUCUUGCACUAUAGUUUUUGGUGUUGUGUUAUUUGCCUGUUUAAUUGCAUGUGACCAGUGUAUUUCAGCAUUAUUUAUUUUAUUUAUGUACAUGUAUUUGUUUGGGUUUGUUCCUCCUUGUGUCUUGCCUGUCUCUAUUAUAAAUAAAAUAAAUCUUCUUGUGA
This is a messenger RNA of Boleophthalmus pectinirostris (great blue-spotted mudskipper), 5143 nucleotides long. RefSeq names its product tectonin beta-propeller repeat containing 1b (gene tecpr1b). The record is from RefSeq and is a predicted model, not a curated record. Gene Ontology annotation, cellular component: membrane. The transcript has 26 exons. Bases 964 to 4455 code for a protein of 1163 amino acids. Lineage: Eukaryota; Metazoa; Chordata; Actinopteri; Gobiiformes; Gobiidae.